Baudoinia panamericana UAMH 10762 is the source of this 2436-nucleotide messenger RNA. RefSeq lists its product as uncharacterized. The record is from RefSeq and is a predicted model, not a curated record. Gene Ontology annotation, cellular component: cytosol; mitochondrion. Lineage: Eukaryota; Fungi; Ascomycota; Dothideomycetes; Mycosphaerellales; Teratosphaeriaceae. Gene Ontology annotation, biological process: tricarboxylic acid cycle. Gene Ontology annotation, molecular function: aconitate hydratase activity; 4 iron, 4 sulfur cluster binding. The transcript is spliced from 4 exons. Bases 1 to 2436 code for a protein of 811 amino acids.
AUGCUGGCGACGAGAAGGUCGGCGAUCGCUUCGCUGCCGAUUCGUGGACUUCUCGCUCUGCCAACCAGCGUGCGCCAGCUUCUACCGCUCGGACGAGCAUUCGCAACUGCAACCGAUUCAGUGUCGCCGGUGGCCAGCAAUGUCGAGGCACGAACACCUCCAUAUCCCAAACUUCUCAAGCGACUCGAAGAAGUGCGCCGCCUUCUACCCAAUCGCAAGUUGACAUUAGCUGAGAAGAUCCUCUUUUCCCACUUGGACAACCCUGAAGAGUCACUGCUCGGCGGAACGGACAAUGGCGCAUCCAUCCGCGGCAGAGCAACGCUCAAGCUCAAGCCCGACCGGGUUGCGAUGCAAGAUGCGAGCGCGCAGAUGGCGUUGCUACAGUUCAUGAGUUGUGGCUUGCCAACGACUGCCGUACCCGCUAGCAUCCACUGCGACCAUAUGAUUGUUGGCGAGAAGGGCGCGGAUGUCGACCUGCCAAACAGCAUUGCGGGCAACAAGGAGGUAUACGACUUCUUAGAAAGCGCGGCGAAGAAGUAUGGCAUCGAAUUCUGGCCACCCGGGGCGGGCAUCAUCCAUCAGGCUGUAUUGGAGAACUACGCCGCUCCCGGGCUGAUGAUGUUGGGCACUGACAGCCACACGCCGAAUGCAGGAGGUCUUGGUGCUAUCGCAAUCGGUGUCGGCGGGGCAGAUGCCGUCGAUGCGCUUGUAGAUGCGCCGUGGGAGCUGAAAGCGCCCAAGAUCCGAGGCGUGCGGUUGGAAGGCAAGCUGAGCGGCUGGGUGUCUCCCAAAGAUGUCAUUCUUGCUCUGGCUGGAAAACUCACUGUCCGCGGAGGCACGGGAUACAUUAUUGAGUAUCAUGGCCCUGGCGUGGAGAGUUUGAGCUGCACCGGUAUGGCUACGGUGUGUAAUAUGGGAGCCGAAAUUGGCGCCACGACGUCUAUCUUCCCCUUCACCCCAUCUUCGCAUGUUCCAUACCUGCAAGCCACACACCGAAGUUCGAUCGCUGAACAAGCGCUUAGGAUAGCAUCUGGCCCGCAGAAUCUAUUGGCCGCAGACGCCGGAGCGCAGUACGAUGACGAGGUCGUCAUCAACCUCAGCGAACUGGAACCUCAUAUCAACGGACCUUUCACACCUGAUCUAAGCACGCCGUUAUCAGCCUUCAAGGCAACCGUGGAAGCGAAUGCAUGGCCAGAGACGUUCGGUGCCGGCCUCAUCGGAUCUUGCACCAACAGCUCCUACGCCGACAUGACGCGAUGCGAGUCGCUGGUCAGACAAGCCUCCGAAGCUGGCCUCAAGCCCAAAGCAGACUUCUUCAUUACUCCGGGUUCUGAACAAAUCAGGGCUACCGUUGAUCGCGACGGGCUUAUGCAGUCUUUCGAAACUGCCGGUGGCAUGGUGCUGGCGAAUGCAUGUGGUCCGUGUAUUGGCCAGUGGAGCCGUACCGACGGCGUGAACAAAGGCGAGGCCAACGCCAUCUUCACCAGCUACAACCGCAACUUUCCCGGCCGCAACGACGGCAACCGCCAGACAAUGAACUUCCUGGCGUCUCCGGAGCUCGUCACCGCCAUGUCGUAUGCAGGGCGGACGGAUUUCAACCCAAUGACUGACACCAUCCCACUUCCGAAUGGCCAGUCUUUCCGCUUCGCGCCUCCAGCGGGCACAGACCUUCCUAGCGCCGGCUUUGCGGUUGGAAACCCGCACUUCCAGCCAACACCACCCGUCGCAGACUCCUCCGUGGAAGUAGCCAUCGACCCAGAAUCGGACCGUCUUGCCGUCCUCGAGCCCUUCGAGCCCUUCCCACGCGAAGACCUGACCGGCUUACGAGUACUGGUGAAAGUAAAAGGCCAGUGUACCACCGACACCAUCUCCGCCGCCGGGCCCUGGCUCAAGUACAAGGGCCACUUACCCAACAUCUCCGAGAACACGCUCAUCGGCGCCAUCAGCGCCGACACGGAGGCAGUUAACACAGUGACCGACUUCGACGGCAGCAGCCACACCAUUCCGGACUUGGCGAAGAAAUGGAAGAGCGAAUCUCAGCCUUGGAUCGUUGUUGCCGAGCACAACUACGGCGAAGGGUCUGCGCGGGAGCACGCGGCGCUGCAGCCACGGUAUCUCGGCUGCCGCAUUGUGCUGGCGAAGAGCUUUGCGCGAAUUCAUGAGACGAAUUUGAAAAAGCAGGGGGUUGUUCCGUUGACUUUUGCGGACGAAGCGGACUACGAUCGCUUGGCGGGGUGCGAUGAGGUCAGGACGGAGGGCUUGUACGAUGUGCUACAGCGUGGUGGUAAGGGUGAGGUCAGUCUUGUUGUGAAGAAGCAGGGGAGCGGCGAGGAAGUGAGGGUGCCAGUUAAGUGCAACUUGUCGCCCGACCAGUGCGGGUUUAUACUCGCGGGCAGUGCGCUUAACUUGCUCGCGAAGAAGGGUAAAAGCACGUAG